Armigeres subalbatus is the source of this 2545-nucleotide messenger RNA. RefSeq names its product transcription factor grauzone-like. Gene Ontology annotation, molecular function: zinc ion binding. NCBI's taxonomy places the organism in Eukaryota, Metazoa, Arthropoda, Insecta, Diptera, Culicidae. Gene Ontology annotation, cellular component: nucleus. The transcript is spliced from 4 exons. The record is from RefSeq and is a predicted model, not a curated record. The coding region runs from base 149 to 2407 and encodes 752 amino acids.
UCCUCUGUCAUCAUUAUCCGUCCGCAAACAAAAAAUGUAACUCCCGUUUCGGCAGAUGUUUUUCUUGGAUUUUCUCCUGUUUUACGGCAAGUUUUCAUUAAUUUCCCGGUAGUUUUCCCAUCGGAAAGUGAUUAAUAUUUCAACGAAAAUGGAUUGUGCUGAGCCGGAAAAAUGUUUCACCUGUUUUCGUCGUACGGAUAACUUCGUUCGCAUCACCAGCACUAGCGCUAGUGGGGAAAAUCUGGAGGAAAUUUUUGCCAAACACUUUUGGUUUACCAAAGAACAAUUCGUUCAGAAAAUGGUUUGCAGCAGCUGUUGGGAGCGGAUCGACGACUUUCAUCGGUUCUACUGCGAAGUUGAGAAGGCUUAUGGUGGACCGUUGAUCGAGGUAAAGGUGGAAUGCUUGGAUGACGAUGAACCGGUGCGUAUCACUGGGAUGGAACUGGAUCAAGAACCAUUGAGUGAGGUCUUUGCUGAAGCUUUGUGCAAAGUGGAGCAUAAGGAAGUUAAGGAUGGAUCGGAGGAUGAAUACAAAGAAGAAGACGACGACGACGAAGAGGAGGACGAGGACUACGAGGAAGAUAAAGAAGAUGACGAUGAAGAAUUUGAUGUUAGCAAGGUUGAAAAAGAAACCGAAUCGGAGUCGGAAAAGCCUUUAGCAAAACGUAGAUCGCCAAGAAAGAGUUACAUGAGAAAGACAUCGAAGACGGGAAAACGUUUAAAACGAGGAAGAAUUUCUUAUAUGCUGGAAUGCAAGCUUUGCGGUACCAAAAGCUCAGAGGUGUAUGAGACUUUCUAUCGACUUAAAAAGCAUUUCACCGAAGUGCACAAAAGUCCGGCUUUCGCCGUUUGCUGCAAACGAAAAUUUACAAGUCGUGAACAGCUGGGUCGCCACUUUAGAAAAUAUCAUUCAACCGGAGGAAAUACGAAAGCCAAAACCACAACGGAUAAUAAGAAAUAUAACAAACGUUGCAUGGAGUGUAAUGUCUAUUUUCGCAAUGAGAAAGGACUGGCCAAGCAUUUGUUCCUCAUGCACACACCUGACGAGCACAAGCAAUUCAAGUGUGAUCUCUGUAUAAAGGCGUUUGCCGAUGAAGAGCUGCUCAGAAUUCACAUCAACUGGCACUUCCAGGUGCAGCAGAAGGAUCAUUACUGCGAACCGUGCGACAGAUACUUUGUGUGUGCGUAUAAUUUAAAAACUCACAAGGAAAAGCACCACUUGGAGGGACAGGAAGUCGGACCGGUUAAUGCUACGGCAUCAUCGUCUGAGGUGGCUUCGGCAUCUGGUGCUGAACAAGCGCCGGCGACGGAUCCGGAUAAUGCUGCUGCAGAUGCACAACCUCCGGCUAACGAUGGCGAUGAGGAUGCACCGAGCGACUCGGAUGCAUCGGAUAGCGAACUAAUGGUAUGCCGACGCAAAUGGACCCCGGAAGCCAUUGCCAAAGAAGAGGAAAUCAUCCACAGGGUUCUCUCCUUGACCUGCGCCGUGUGUGACGAAGUGCUCGAAACUUUCCAGCUGCUGAAAAAGCACGGCCGAGAGAACCAUAAACUUAAGUCCGUCAAAGUGUUCUGCUGUGAGCGUUCCUUCAGCAGACGGUCUCGGCUGUACGAGCACUGCCUCAGUGUUCACGUUCAACCGGAUGCCUUCGAGUGUGAACACUGUGGGCGGAGAUUCACCGAAAGCUCCGGCUUGCGUCACCACAAGUGGUGGAUGCAUACCCCUGCUUCGGAGCGCCCGUUCAAAUGCGACAUUUGCGGAAACACUUUCAUGAAGGAAUAUUUGCUGAAGCAACAUAUUAAUCGCCAUUUGGAGCAGGAACGGAAAUCGUUCAAGUGUCAAGAGUGCGAUCGCACAUUGUCCACUGCAUUCCAGUUGCGGGCCCACAUGCAGUCCCUGCACGGCGAACCCAGUACCUGGGUUUGCGAUGUGUGCGCCAAAGGAUUUACUCAUCGUUCGCUGCUGGAGCAACACAGAAUGGCACAUACUCCGGAGGGAUUGGCCAAAAUUAGCGAACAAUGCAAGAAGUGCAACAAGUGGUAUAAUAGUCGAAAGAGCUAUGUCAAACAUCGCCGUCGCUGCGGCGUUCACGAGCCGGUCAAAUGUGAAGUCUGCGAGCACGUGGCCGUCAAUGACCUCUCGUUGAAGUCCCACAUGAAGCUGCGUCACACCAAUCGACCCAAAUAUCCAUGUACCUACUGUGGAAAGGAGUUCUCCCGCGAGUUGCGAUUGAAGGAACAUGAAGCGAACCACGCUGGAAUAGUGUUGUACAAAUGUGAGUACUGCCCGCGUAUGUGUAACUCAAGCUCGAACAUGUACACCCAUAAGAAGGUGGCCCAUCCGGAGCAGUGGGCACAGAAGAUGGCCGCCCGCUAUGCACCGCCAGUUGGCGCUGCGACUCCGCAAUGAGGAACGUCAAGUUAUGGAUGGAAUGGUGAUAAUUUUAAGGUGAAUUUUAAGUCAGAACGCUGUAGACGGUAGUUCGCACAUUAAUUCAAUGUUCCAAUAAUAAUAGUAAGGAGUAUGCAUAAACUAUUUGAAAGGCUA